Vitis vinifera (wine grape) is the source of this 2282-nucleotide messenger RNA. RefSeq names its product zinc finger CCCH domain-containing protein 64. Gene Ontology annotation, molecular function: RNA lariat debranching enzyme activator activity; metal ion binding. The record is from RefSeq and is a predicted model, not a curated record. Bases 44 to 1873 code for a protein of 609 amino acids. NCBI's taxonomy places the organism in Eukaryota, Viridiplantae, Streptophyta, Magnoliopsida, Vitales, Vitaceae. Gene Ontology annotation, cellular component: post-mRNA release spliceosomal complex. Gene Ontology annotation, biological process: mRNA splicing, via spliceosome. The transcript is spliced from 10 exons.
UCAUCACACCUCUCCGAGAGUCUGAGCUCAGUGUCCCUCGCUCAUGGCUCCUCCCAGAAUUCUACUCUGCGGAGAUGUUCUCGGCCGCCUCAACCAGCUCGUUAAGCGAAUCUUAUCGGUUAACAAAUCAGCUGGUCCAUUCGAUGCGGUUCUCUGUGUGGGCCAGUUCUUCCCGGACUCGCCGGAGCGGCUCCUGGAGUUCAUGGACUACAUUGAAGGACGUUCUCAAAUUCCUCUUCCGACGUACUUUAUCGGCGACUACGGAAUCGGUGCGGCCAAAGUUCUCUCGGCCGCUUCCAAGGAUUCGGCGAAUCUAGGGUUCAAGAUGGAUGGUUUGAGGAUAUGUGAUAAUUUGUAUUGGUUGAAAGGCAGUGGCAAGUUCACACUCCAUGGGUUAUCUGUGGUCUACAUUUCUGGUAGGCGUUCAUUGGAUGGUCAGCAAUUUGGAAAAUACAGUCAAGAUGAUGUUGAUGCAUUGCGGGCAUUGGCAGAUGAGUCUGGAAUAGUUGAUUUGUUCUUAACUAAUGAAUGGCCCAGUGGUGUCACAAAAGGGGCUGUUACAUCUAAUAUUCCUCCAGGAAUCUCAGAUUCAUCAGGUUGUGAUUCUGCCAUAUCGGAGCUAGUAGGGGAAAUUAAACCUCGCUAUCACAUUGCUGGUACAAAGGGCAUAUUCUAUGAUCGAGAACCAUACUCCAAUCUUGAUGCUGUGCACGUAACCCGCUUUUUAGGUCUUGCUCCUGUUGGAAAUAAAGAUAAACAGAAAUUUAUUCAUGCCAUUUCUCCCAUUCCAGCAUCUACGAUGUCUUCGGCUGAGAUUUCCAUGAAGCCACCAAAUACUACCUUAUUUCCUUAUAAAAUUAUUGAAGAGACAGCUCCCACUAAUCAAGCAACAAAGAGACCAAGUGACAGUAUUUCUGACACACAAUAUUGGCGUUAUGAUGUCUCCCAAAAACGGCAAAAACAUGGAGCUGGAGAUGGUGAUAAGCUGUGUUUUAAAUUUGUAUCUUCUGGGUCUUGUCCACGUGGGAACAAAUGCAACUUUCUGCACGACACAGAAGCAAGGGAACAAUACAUGAGGGGGGUUUGUUUUGAUUUUAUUAACAAGGGCAAAUGUGAAAGGGGUCCAGAUUGCAACUUUAAGCACAGCUUACAGGAUGAAGAUGAGGGUUUUGCUAGCAGGAGGUCUGGAUCUGAAAAUGCCAAGUCUAGCAGUUUCAGGUCAAAACGCUGUUGGUUCUGUUUGUCGAGCCCUGAUGUGGAAUCACAUUUAAUCAUCAGCAUAGGAGAAAGUUACUACUGUGCACUAGCUAAAGGCCCACUUGUUGAGGACCAAGUACUGGUAAUACCUGUUGAGCAUUCAGCUAAUACCCUUUCUUUGCCCCCGGAGUGCGAGAUAGAGCUAGAUAGAUUUCAGAAGAGUUUGAAGAUGUAUUUCAGGACACAAGGGAAGGAGGUUGUUUUCUUUGAGUGGAUCUUCAAACGUGGCACUCAUGCUAAUAUUCAGGCUGUUCCUAUUCCACUAUCUAGGGCUUCUGCUGUUAAAAAUAUAUUUAUUUUAGCUGCUGAAAAGCUGGGGUUUCAAUUUGUGACCACCAAAAGUAAUAAUGAUUCUGAAGGGAGAAAAUCAUUGAGGGCACAGUUUGAUGAUAAAAUCAGUUUCUUCUAUGUGGAACUCCCUGAUGGCACAAUACUGUCACAUGCUAUUGAGGAUAAUGAGAAAUUCCCUGUACAAUUUGGACGCGAAGUUCUUGCUGGGUUGCUGAACAUGGCAGAUAGAGCUGAUUGGAGGAAUUGUAAGCAAAGCAAAGAAGAUGAGAUGAAGAUGGCAGAAGUUUUCAAGAAUCAAUUUAAAAAAUUUGACCCGUAUCAAUGAUUCUCGGGGAAGAAGGUAUGUAGAUGGUUGGGGACUAUUGCGAUUCCAAGGGGACUGCCAUAGAUCACGCAUCAUUUGACAGGGAUGCCAGACACCCCCCUAAAGUCAUCAAUUACAUGCCAAGUCUAGAUCCCCAAAGGCUAGUAGUUUCAAUAUUGUACACUAAUUUUCCAGGUUAGUUAUCUCGGCAUAUUAAGCUAGUUACGUAUUGGGGAUUAUUUUAUGGUCCUUUAGGUGGAAGAAACACCAAGUUGAACAUGAGGCACACCCAAGUGGUCCCUAGUGCCCAACCAAAAUUGCCGCCCUGUUGUCUUAGGGCAAGCCUUGUAACUAGAAUGGCCUUUCAGAAGGUCCACACUGACUUAAGAUUAUGCUAGCUAAAAGUUGAUUCUGUCUCGUAAUUUCUUAA